Messenger RNA from Armigeres subalbatus, 2923 nucleotides. RefSeq names its product keratin, type I cytoskeletal 9. Gene Ontology annotation, cellular component: nucleus. The transcript has 5 exons. Gene Ontology annotation, molecular function: mRNA binding; protein binding. Gene Ontology annotation, biological process: miRNA processing. The coding region runs from base 226 to 2604 and encodes 792 amino acids. The record is from RefSeq and is a predicted model, not a curated record. Lineage: Eukaryota; Metazoa; Arthropoda; Insecta; Diptera; Culicidae.
CUUACCGAAGCAGCCCUCACUGAACAAAAGUGAGCACCAGAAAGAAGAAGAAGUAUCGGCCAAAUUGAUACGAAAAAGUUAAUUUUUCCUGUGAAAAUUCUUCUCUUAAGUGCAUUUUCUUAGCUCAAAUCGUACAUUGAGUUCUAUUAGUGUCGGCAAACUGCAAACCCAUUUCCAAUUGACGGUGGCUUUUCUUCUCUUCCCCGCUGGGCGUGUGUUUGUAGGAUGGGUAAGUCGAAGAAGAAGUACGAGAGCAGCAGCAGUUCCAGCUCGUCGGAUGCGUCCGAGUCAAGCGACACUUCCAGUUCGGAGGACGUGGAAGUCAAGCGUCGCAAUAAGAAGAAGAAGAGCUCUCGGAAGCACAAGAAGUCUGCGACGAAGACGCAUGCCAGUUCGGGAACGGAAGCCGACUCCGCCAGUGAGCAGUCCAGUGACGACGCGGCAGUGAAGGCAGCUGUGGCCGCGGCCGCUGCCAAGAAGAAGCACAAGAAAAACAAGAAACAGAAGAAGUCGAAAAAGCAUAAGAAACAUAAGUCUCGGGCCGAGUCGGAGGAUGAGAAACGAGUGCAUGCGGAGGAGGAGGAGGAGGAAUUGAUUGAAGAGGUGGUCCAAGAUCGGAGACACCGUACGGCAUCGUUGGAUGACUAUAAUAAUAGGAAGGAGCGUGAAGCGUAUGGACGGAGGGAACGCUCUCCGGUGGAUAGAGAUCGUGGUCGAGGUCGUGAUCGCGACCGGGACCGGGAUCGGUCCGGACCAAGCAACAGUCAACAGAAGCAUACCUCCUCGAAGUGGGACAGUCCGGCGGAUGGUGGAGAAUACCGCCGCAAGCGGUCACAUUCACCCCGGGGAGAACAAACCUCCAGUGGUGGUGGUUACAGCAGAUCUGGUCAGCGCGGUCACUACGAUGAUUAUCGGGGCAAGGCUCCACGUUCGCCCCCGCCGAGGGAAUCUCCGCCGCCUCCGCCAUCAUCGGGCCACGGCCGGGGAGAGUAUGACCGCGGCAGCGGCGGCGGCGGUGGUGGGAGAGGCGCUCGCGGCCGGGGUGGAGGCCGAUACGACGAUCGGCGCCAUUCGCCUCCGCCUCCACCGCCGCAGCAGGAAAGACGCUGGGGCGGCGAUCGGUACGAGGAUGAUCGCAACCGGAGCCGGGAUGAUUUUAGGAAGCCCUCGGGCAAUAGGAGCUUUGAGGGGGACGAGCGGAGGGGAUUCGAGGGCGGUCGGAGGGGUGGCCAUCAGUUUACGCCGCAGUCCCAGUCGCGGGAACGCUAUGACGAUUAUGGAAGCCGUGAUCGGAAUCCUCGAGAUCGCUACCAGCGACGAGAAGAGUUUGAUGACCGUGGUGGUCCACGCCGACGCAACUCUUCUCCGAUGGGAGGGGGUCCACCGUCGCGAGGCGGUCGCAAUCCAGCUAUGGAACAUCCAGAUUUCGGCGGCCGUGGUGACUUUGGUGGUCGCGGAGGCGGCAGUGGUGGAGGUUUUCGUGAUCGCUUCGACGGCCCAUCGGAGCGUGGUCGGUUCGGUCGUGGCGGAGGUGGAGGCCGUGGUGGUGGGCCUUAUGAACGCGGUGGCCGUGGAGGACGUGGCGGGCGCAGGGGGUUUUCCCACGCAGAGGGAGGAGGUGGCUUCCACACGGAUCGUGAUUUAGGCGGAGAGCAUCGCAAGCCACCGCCCCCGGCUGGGUGGGGCAGAAGAUCACCUCCACCGUCGCCUAGGGGAUCGCCGUCGCGUUCGAGAUCACAUGAUCGGAACGGCGGAGGUGGAGUAAGCCGUGGAAGGGGAAAACGGGUCAGUUCCCCACCGCCACCGGUGAAGAUGGAACGCCGAUCGGGAAAUCGUGACUCGCCGCAUUCUCGUAGUCGCAGCCGAAGUCCGGUGCGAGCCCCGGCUCCGUUGCCCCAGCGGCAGCGCAAGCUUCCAAAGAAGGAGGAAAAGGAUGAAGAUGAAGGCGACUACGAGUGGGGUGGUAAGCGAAAGCAGCCCAAGCGUGAGGCGGGUAGUCGUGCCGGUAGUCAUGACUCGGACGAGAAGGGCCCUGAAGACAAGGAAAAGCCCAAUUUCGCCCUGUCCGGAAAGCUGACAGAAGAGGCCAAUAAGGUCAAUGGUGUGGUCAUAAAAUAUGCCGAACCGCCAGAAUCCCGCAAACCGAAACGCCGCUGGCGAUUGUACCCCUUUAAAGGUGAACAAGCGCUUGCAACGAUGUACAUUCAUCGCCAGAGCUGCUAUCUGAUUGGGCGCGAUCGAAAAGUGUGUGACCUUCCGAUCGAUCAUCCAUCCUGCUCGAAGCAACACGCGGCCCUGCAAUACCGCUUGGUGCCGUACGAUCGCGAUGACGGCACCACCGGCAAGCGUGUUCGGCCAUACAUAAUCGACUUGGAGUCGGCCAACGGGACGUUUGUGAACAACAAGAAGAUUGACACCAAAAAGUACAUCGAGCUGCUGGAAAAGGAUGUGCUCAAGUUCGGUUUCAGCUCGCGGGAAUACGUGCUGCUGCAUGAGAACAGCAAAGAGGACGAGGAAGACGACGACGUGGUGGACGAGAAGGGGGCUGCCCCCAGCAAUGGUGCCGCUGGCAAUUCCCGGACAAAACGGGAACCCAGCGAGUAAAGAGAUCGAGUUAGGCUCAUGUAUUGAAUUCUACUCAUUAAUUAUACACCAUCAGAAUAAAUUGAAGAAAUCAACGUCGGAGGACGCAAGAAGCAUCCUCCAGCAUAUUCUAGAAAAGGAUAAUUGAGCACACAGUAAAACCCAUACACAUCCAGUUUUCGGAACAUUACUUAAGCAGCAAAAUGUCUGGAAGAAUCAACUUUAUUACGAACAGCUAACAACCCUCCCUCGUUAAUAGUUUGUGUGUGUGUAUUAGAUUACUAUGAACAAAACAAUAUCAAGAGAGGAAUCAGCCAAUAAAGUAUCUUAUUCCCAACAA